AUGAUUAGCAAGGUACAGGGACAGACUCUCUUGGGUAUUGGAUCCGACAUCGUAUUUUUGCCGCGGUUUAGGAAGAUAAUUAAAGCACUUCCGGCAGUACAUCAACCUUCACUGGUCUGUUUGCCGUCGAUAUGUCGCAAGUUUAUGCACCCGAUGGAAACUGAGCACCUAAAGUCGCUUCUUCUUCGCGAUGCUAGUAAUGAAAGCGCAGCAGUUCGAUACAUAGCUGGUGUUUGGGCGACCAAAGAAGCUGUUUAUAAGGCACUCAGCUCUUCCGUCGUACCUGACCAUUUACCGCCAGCUUCUACAAUCUAUACAAAACUAUGCUACAAAGUAAACUACCAAGACGUGGGACGCCCAAUGGUUAUUCUAGACCCCAAAUUUCGUUCGAAGACUGCGUACAAAUUAUUUUGGGACCGAUAUGUUACAAACUCAGAGUUUCUGGUGACCAUUUCCCAUGAUACAGACUAUUUAAUAUCAUUCGUAGCACAUGUCAGAAAUGAAUACAUGUCAGAAAUGAAACCAUGCAAGAAACAGCCAGAAAGUCUCCGCCUGAUGACCACAAAGAAUAUAAACUGA
Messenger RNA from Eremothecium sinecaudum, 579 nucleotides. RefSeq names its product holo-[acyl-carrier-protein] synthase (gene PPT2). The transcript has a single exon. Gene Ontology annotation, molecular function: holo-[acyl-carrier-protein] synthase activity; magnesium ion binding. The record is from RefSeq and is a predicted model, not a curated record. The coding region runs from base 1 to 579 and encodes 192 amino acids. Lineage: Eukaryota; Fungi; Ascomycota; Saccharomycetes; Saccharomycetales; Saccharomycetaceae.